This is a messenger RNA of Ascochyta rabiei, 534 nucleotides long. RefSeq lists its product as uncharacterized. Gene Ontology annotation, biological process: response to oxidative stress. The record is from RefSeq and is a predicted model, not a curated record. The transcript has 3 exons. NCBI's taxonomy places the organism in Eukaryota, Fungi, Ascomycota, Dothideomycetes, Pleosporales, Didymellaceae. Bases 1 to 534 code for a protein of 177 amino acids.
AUGGCUUCACGAACCUUCACACCCAUGAUGCGCGGCGCUAUGCGCAUCUGCCCCAGGACUGUAUCCUCGGUUCCUCGCCGCUUCUUGAACACCGAGACGGCGUCCAGUCUCUAUACCACGCAUGCGAAAGUCGUAGGAGCGCGCGUUGGUCACGUUGAAGGCGAGAACCUCAAGGUCGAUCUGACCAUGGCCAAGGCACUUGGCGGCAAAGGUGAUGCGGGCAAGACCAACCCCGAGGAGCUUUUCGCUGCUGGUUACGGUGCUUGUUUCCAGUCCGCUAUGAACGCUGUAGCACCCAGCUUAAACAUCAAGAUGCCCACCACGCCAGAGGACUCCAUUGUCGAGACAAAAGUACAUCUGGUCGGCGACAUGAAGGCCCUCGACAUGGGCCUUCGCGUGGAGAUGAACGUCAGGGUCAAGGGUCUGUCGAAGGAGGAUCUCGAGAAGGUCGUUUACAAGGCGAGGCAGGUGUGUCCUUACUCAAGGGCUACAAAGGACAAUGUAUACACGACGGUAACUUGCGAGACAAUGUAA